AUUCCUUUUUUACUUGACUUGUUUCAGCACCACAAUUAUUCAGUCUUCGGAGAUUAUGUUCACUUCUAACUUCUCCCCCCACUUUAUGUAACUGUCUGUCACUAUCAGUUAGCAACACUUUGCUAUUUCUCCUUUGCUACUACUAGACUACUACUUUAUUUCCUUCUAAGUUGUAUCUAUCUUCAUUUGCUGCAUGAAGUAAUCUUGCUAAGAGGAUAAAACAUGUGUUGCCUUCAAAUUGAUUGGUAAAAGUCUCAGAUGGGUUUCCCUGCAAACUUAUUGGAGCUUAUCUACUUGAAAAUACAUUGAAUAAGCUCCAAUAAGUGUUUUCUGGUUUGCAUCCAAAAAGGUACUAACAUAGUUAGUUACCUGUAGCUGGGUUUAGUUACACCUCACUCUUGAGUUAGAAAAAGAGCUCUUUUUGAAGCAUCAUUGGUUAAAAUCUGUGUAGGGUUUGAGUCAAUUGAGUCAGGCAAAGAUGGGGUUUGAACCAGUGGUUUGGUAUUGCCAGCCAGAAGCAAACAGUGUUUGGGGUAAAAUGGUGGAUAGUGCUUUUGGGUCAUAUACACCUUGUGCAAUUAACACUCUUGUUAUCUCCAUCUCCAAUUUGGCUCUGAUGGGCCUGUGCUUGUGUCGAAUAUGGCUUACCAUAAGCAAUGCAAAAGCUCAGAGGUUUUGUUUGAAAUCAAAUUACUAUAACUAUGUUCUGGGAAUGUUAGCUGGUUAUUGUGCUGCUCAGCCUUUGUUGAGAUUAUUUACUGGAAUUUCAGCCUUCAACCUGAAUGGGGAAACUGGCUUUGCUCCUUUUGAGAUAACAGCUCUGAUCAUUGAAUCACUAACUUGGUGCUCAAUGAUAAUUCUCAUCCUCAUGGAAACCAAGGUUUAUAUCCGGCAAUUUAGAUGGUGGGUGCGGUGUGGAGUUAUUUAUGUUUGGGUAGGAGAUAUUGUAAUGCUUAACCUUCUUCUGUCCGUGAAAGAUUCCUGCAGCAGAUCUGCUCUGUUUCUCUAUAUUAGCACUGUUAUCUGCCAGGUGUUGUUUGGUACCUUGCUUCUUGUUUACAUUCCUAAAUUGGUUCCUUAUUCUGGAUCUGAUCAUGUAACAAUGUACGCUGAGCUACCUGACAAUGGUGAAUAUGAACCACUUUGUGGAGAAGAUCAAGUUUGCCCUGAGAUGCGUGCCAAUCUAUUCUCUAGAUUGUGUUUUGGAUGGAUAACUCCACUCAUGCAACAAGGAUACAAAAAACCCGUCACUGAGAAGGAUGUUUGGAAGCUAGACAAAUGGGAUCAAACAGAGACAUUAACUGAAAAGUUCCGAAGAUGUUGGAUGUUAGAAUUUCAAAGCUCUAACCCUUGGCUUUUAAGAGCAUUGAACAACAGCCUGGGAAAAAGGUUUUGGUGGGGAGGCUUCUGUAAGAUUGGAAAUGAUCUUUCUCAGUUUGUGGGGCCUGUUUUGCUGAACCAUCUUUUAGAUUCGAUGCAAAAUGGAGAUCCAACUUGGAUUGGUUACGUCUACGCCUUCUCCAUAUUUGUUGGAGUGUCAGCUGGUGUUCUAUGUGAAGCACAGUAUUUCCAGAACGUUAUGCGUGUUGGUUUUCAGCUUAGAUCAACAUUGGUGGCUGAGAUAUUUAGAAAAUCUUUGAGGCUAACACAAGAAGAUCGAAAGAAUUUCACAUCUGGGAAGCUUAUGAAUAUGAUAACAACAGAUGCGAACGCACUACAGCAAGUAUGUCAACAACUUCACGCACUGUGGUCAGCACCAUUCCGUAUCAUCGUAGCUAUGGUUCUCCUAUACCAGCAAUUAGGUGUUGCGUCCCUUCUUGGAUCACUAAUGCUAGUUCUCAUUGUCCCUCUACAGACAUUUGUGAUUGGCAAAACGCGAAUGCUAUCAAAGGAAGGACUAAAACAGACAGACAAAAGGGUUGGUCUCAUGAAUGAAAUUCUGGCUGCCAUGGACACAGUAAAAUGUUAUGCAUGGGAAACAAGCUUUCAAUCUAGAAUUCAGAGCAUACGAGAUGAAGAGCUAUCAUGGUUCCGCAAAGCACAGCUUGUAUAUGCUCUCAACUCUUUUAUAUUAAACAGCAUGCCAGUUCUUGUGACAGUGACCACAUUUGGAAUGUUUACUUUACUUGGUGGAGAAUUGACACCUUCAAGGGCAUUUACCUCGCUAUCUCUGUUUUCAGUUUUGCGGUUUCCUUUAUAUAUGCUUCCAAGUUUACUAAGUCAGAUAGCAAAUGCAAAGGUCUCCUUGCAGCGUUUGGAGGAACUGUUCUUGGCUGAGGAGCGAAAUUUAAAACAAAAUCCACCUAUUGUACCAGGACUUCCUGCCAUCUCAAUUAGUAAUGGAUACUUUUCAUGGGAUCCUAAGGCAGAGAAGCCUACAUUAUCAAAUAUCAAUUUGGAAAUACCAAUUGGCAGCUUAGUUGCAAUUAUUGGUGGUACUGGAGAAGGGAAAACAUCACUUAUUUCAGCAAUGAUUGGAGAGCUACCUCCAUUAGCAGAUGCAAAUGCUACAAUCAGAGGCACUGUUGCUUAUGUUCCUCAGGUUUCAUGGAUUUACAAUGCUACAGUUCGUGAAAAUAUAUUAUUUGGAUCAAAAUUCGAACAUGAAAGAUAUUGGAAGGCUAUCGACGUCGCUGCUUUACAUCAUGAUCUCAACUUCCUACCUGGACGUGAUUUAACAGAGAUUGGAGAAAGAGGAGUGAAUAUUAGUGGUGGACAAAAGCAAAGAGUUUCCUUAGCUAGGGCUGUAUACUCGAAUUCGGAUGUGUAUAUAUUUGAUGAUCCUUUGAGUGCUCUUGAUGCUCAUGUUGCACAGGAGGUUUUCGGCAACUGUAUAAAGGAAGGGCUGCGAGGAAAAACCAGGGUUCUUGUCACCAAUCAACUACACUUUCUCCCUCAGGUGGAUAAAAUUAUUCUGGUUAGUGAAGGCAUGAUUAAGGAGCAGGGAACCUUUGAGGAGUUGUCAAAAUGUGGGCAUCUAUUUCAGAAACUAAUGGAAAAUGCAGGGAAAAUGGAACAUCAAGCAGAUAGUAACGAAGAUAGAGAUAGUCAUGAUAACGAUUUACCCUUAAACAAUGAGGCAAUUGUAGAGUUACCAAAUGGUGCAAGCUAUGAAAAGAAGGGAAAAUUACAAAAAUCAGUACUUGUUAAGAAAGAAGAGCGGGAGACAGGUGUGGUUAGCUGGAAAGUUAUAACGAGGUACAAAUCUGCUCUGGGAGGACUGUGGGUAGUUCUCAUACUCUUUGGAUGCUAUACGUUAACAGAAGUUCUUCGAAUUUCAAGUAGCACAUGGUUAAGCGUUUGGACAUCUCAAGAUUCUGCUGCAGCUGAUGAAACAGAAUAUUUUCUUUUCAUCUAUGCACUUUUCUCAUUUGGACAGGUAACUGUGACACUUGCAAACUCUUAUUGGUUGAUCAUUUCAAGUCUUCGCGCUGCCAAAAGAUUGCAUGAUGCCAUGCUAGAUAAAAUCCUGAGCGCUCCAAUGAUAUUCUUCCAAACCAACCCUGUUGGUCGCAUAAUUAAUAGGUUUGCAAAAGACACGGGAGAUAUAGAUAUGUAUGUUUUUGCGUUGGUGAAUGGGUUUCUGGGGCAAGUGUGGCAGUUAGUUUCGACAUUUGUUCUUAUCGGCACAGUGAGCACCAUAUCCCUGUGGGCCAUAAUGCCACUACUUACCAUCUUUUAUGCAGCUUAUAUUUAUUACCAGAGCACAGCUCGAGAGGUGAAGCGCUUGGAUUCCAUUACAAGAUCUCCUGUUUAUGCGCAUUUUGGGGAAUCAUUGAAUGGUUUGUCAAGCAUUCGCGCUUACAAAGCAUAUGAUAGGAUGGCACAGAUCAAUGGAAAAUUCAUGGAUAACAACAUAAGAUUCACUCUUGUCAACAUUAGUUCGAACCGGUGGUUGACCAUAAGGUUAGAAUCAUUAGGAGGCCUCAUGAUUUGGUUGAUAGCAACAUUCGCUGUCCUGCAAAAUGGAAGAGCUGAAAACAAGGCAAUGAUUGCGUCUUCAAUGGGCCUACUUCUCAGUUACACUUUGAACAUAACAAAUCUCUUGAGCGGUGCCCUCAGACAAGCAAGCAGAGCUGAGAACAGUCUAAAUGCGGUUGAGCGCGUUGACACCUAUAUAAAUUUAGAAUCCGAGGCUCCAGGUAUAGUUGAGGAAAACCGUCCACCACCAGGAUGGCCGACAACUGGAUCGAUUGAGUUUGAGAAUGUUGUUCUCACAUACAGGCCUGAACUUCCUCCAGUUCUGCAUGGAGUGUCUUUCACAGUAUGUCCAACUGAGAAGAUAGGGGUAGUUGGAAGAACUGGUGCAGGAAAGUCUAGCAUGCUUAAUGCGUUAUUCCGGAUUGUGGAACUACAAAGAGGAAGAAUCACUAUUGAUGGUUGUGAUGUUUCGACAAUUGGACUAGCAGAUCUGCGAAAAGUUCUCACCAUCAUACCGCAAUCGCCAGUUCUGUUCUCUGGAACUGUUCGCUUCAAUCUUGAUCCAUUUAAUGAACACAAUGAUGCUGACCUAUGGGAAUCUUUAGAAAGGGCGCAUUUGAAGGAUGUAAUUAGAAGAAAUCCACUUGGCCUAGAUGCUCAGGUUUCAGAGGGAGGAGACAAUUUCAGUGUUGGACAGAGGCAACUCAUAAGUCUAGCAAGAGCAUUGCUACGAAGAUCAAAGGUUCUUGUCCUGGAUGAAGCUACUGCUGCUGUAGAUGUUAGAACAGAUGCCCUUAUCCAGAAAACUAUCCGACAAGAAUUCCAGUCUUGCACCAUGCUCAUCAUUGCACACAGAUUAAAUACAAUUAUUGACUGCGAUCGGAUUCUGUUGCUUGAUGCUGGCCGGGUUCUUGAAUAUGGUUCACCAGAGGAGCUCUUAAAAAAUGAAGAAAGUGCAUUCAAUAAGAUGGUUCAAAGCACUGGACCUGCAAAUGCUGAGUAUUUAUGUAGCCUAGUGUUUGGAAGGACAAAGAACAAUUCUGGUGAAUAUAACAAGGGGCAAGAAAGCCACACGAGACAGUUAGCUUUUACCCAUUGGGCUGCUGCUACCAAGUUUGCCAUAGCUUCUACCCUUUCUUCUGUACACAAUAACCUUCAAAAGCCUAGUUCUAAGGAGAAUAAAGAUUUCCUUGAUGAAACAAAGGAUGCAGUGACAACACUUCAGGAAGUUCUAGAGGGGAAGCAUGAUGAAGCCAUAGAAGAGACACUGACUAAAUUCCAUGUUCCAACAUAUAGAUGGUGGUCCACCCUCCAUCAAGUUAUUGAAGGUCUUGCUAUCUUGAUCAGGUUGCCUCCAGACAACAUUCAACAAUUAGAACCUGAUUUUGAAGGAAGAUCCUUUGACUAACACAUUUUGAGAUAUGAAGAGAGGAGUAAUUAUAUCCAAUCACAUCUCGAUCUAAAGGACAGUUGCAAUCACAAAGAUCCCUUAGAUUUUCCCCCCUCUAUAAUUCUAUCCUCUUUUUGUAUUUUUUUUUUACAUUUUCUAUUUUCCCUCGUGUUAACAGGUUACUUUCCUCAGGAAGAAAAUUGAGUUAUCCAAUUCAACACACGUUAUUCUAUAGGACCUGUAUAACUCAAGUGGAAUGGAGCACGAGUAUCUAAUUAUAUGGUACUUAGUUAUAUAUAGUAAAUCUAAUGGUCAUGAGUUAUUAAUCCA
Lotus japonicus is the source of this 5641-nucleotide messenger RNA. RefSeq names its product ABC transporter C family member 12-like. NCBI's taxonomy places the organism in Eukaryota, Viridiplantae, Streptophyta, Magnoliopsida, Fabales, Fabaceae. The transcript is spliced from 28 exons. Gene Ontology annotation, molecular function: ATP binding; ATP hydrolysis activity; ABC-type transporter activity. The record is from RefSeq and is a predicted model, not a curated record. Gene Ontology annotation, biological process: transmembrane transport. Gene Ontology annotation, cellular component: membrane. Bases 479 to 5329 code for a protein of 1616 amino acids.